Anopheles funestus (African malaria mosquito) is the source of this 702-nucleotide messenger RNA. Its product is annotated as peritrophin-1-like. The record is from RefSeq and is a predicted model, not a curated record. Gene Ontology annotation, molecular function: chitin binding. The coding region runs from base 128 to 595 and encodes 155 amino acids. Gene Ontology annotation, cellular component: extracellular region. The transcript has 2 exons. Lineage: Eukaryota; Metazoa; Arthropoda; Insecta; Diptera; Culicidae.
AUUAUCCGUGUUAUCGUAGGGCCCCCAAGCGCCUCCAUAAAAAGGACACGCCCGAUAGUUCAACAGGUACAGUGUGAACACACCAUCGUCUGGGUAAGACAAUUCGUGACACAGUUAUACUCGCAACAUGAAAGUUCCAAUAAGUGCGGUGCUACUGUUGGUGGGGCUUGUUUUGGCUGACGAUCGCUGUCCGCCUUUAGACGAUCCUCUAGCACCACCGGUUCUGCUUCCACAUCCAACGGACUGUGAUAAGUUUCUGAUCUGCAGCCAUGGCAAUGCCAUCGUUAGCAAGUGUCCACCCGGAUUACAUUGGCAUGAUGGACGAAAACGGUGUGACUACCCAUCGCAGGCACAGUGCCAACCGGGCAGCUUAGUAACGCCAACUCCUCAGCAAGCUCCCGAACCGUCUCCAAACUGUCCCGAGGAAUACGAUCCCGAUCAUAUGGUGUACAUACCGCACGAAACCGAUUGCACCAAGUACUACAUCUGUGAUCCGUACGGAGUAGAGCUCGAGCAGACCUGUCCGUCCGAUUUGCACUGGAAUCCAGCGGUGAAUUACUGUGAUUUCCCCGAGCUGGCUCAGUGUGAAGAGUAGAUAAGGGUUCACUGACGUACAGGAAGUCUGAAGUGUGCCACCGUACGACGUAGAGGUUGUAAAUAAUCGAUAAAGAAACAAAAAAGUUCCCCUUUCCAGUACAUUAA